UUCUUCAGCCAGCACUCGUAUUCACGUAACUGCCUAUCCCUCUCCCUCUCCCUCUCCCUGCUUCUUCGAAGUCUUCGUCGUCUUCGUCCCUCUUCUUCUUCUUCCUCCGCCUCGAGCUCCAAUGGACUUGCUGCACCUCAUCUGCCCCGGCUCUCCAUCCGUGUGGGAUGGAAAUAGAUUGUCCGAGUGCUUCAGUAAUAUAGUUUUGGCGUUUGGAGGGAAUGUUGUUACCAUUUUCAUGAUUGCCAUGCUAGGCAUUACAAACAGGAACAUACAGAGAACUUGGAGGAUGAACUUUUUCGAAAAAGCAGUUUUCUAUGUGCUUCCAAUCCUUGGAGCAAGUCUCUCAUUUCUGGACGUGGCUUUCAUGCUGAACACUGCUUAUCACGGAGGCUUGGUUACGUAUCAUUCAUGGCUUUUCAGAUGUUCUAGGUUUGCAGUCUGGGCACUAACAAUAUUGGCCUUGAAGUGCCUGUGCGGUUCCUCCAUAUUUUAUAACAGGGUUCUGUGUUUCUGGUGGGCAAUAAAGCCACUGCUCAUGAUCCCCAAUCUGCAGGCAACUUUUCGGUCAUUGGAGGUAUUAGCGUGUCUAAAUGAGAGCUGCAUGUUUCUGGUGGAUGUUAUGCUUGGGGUUUCGCUGAAUGUUAUCAGGGUGAAAAGAGCGUCUUCUAAGAGCAGGCAGUUGGAACAAUCACUUCUUUCCUUUAAUGAGGAUGCCGAGGCAAAUUCUCAUAUGGGCUCGGGAACUGCAGAGAGUUACUGGGAUCUUGUGACGUUCAAAUCUAUUGCUAAAGUGAUGAAUCGGGGUGUAAUAAAGCAACUUGACUUUGAUGAUUUGCUUUCGCUACCUUCCGAUAUGGAUCCUUCUUCCUGUCACGAUGGAUUGUUCAGCUGUUGGCAAGAUCAGUGGAACUGUAACUCUAAUGAGCCAUCUUUGUUCAAAGCGCUUUACUGUGCCUAUGGGUGGUCUUACCUUCGUUUAGGUCUACUGAAGGUGGUCAAUGAUUUGCUUGGGUUUGCUGGACCCUUGCUUCUCAACAAGUUGAUUCGAUCCCUUCAAAGAGGUUCUGGGAACGUGGAUGGCUAUGUCUUUGCUAUAUCCUUAGGCCUCACAUCUAUUGUCAAGUCCUUUCUUGACACACAAUAUACCUUUCAUCUUGCAAAGCUGAAGCUGAAGCUACGAUCCAGUAUCAUGACUAUCAUCUAUAAAAAGUGUCUGUCCGUUAGCCUGGCAGAGCAAGCACAAUUUUCUAGUGGAGAAAUUCAGACGUUCAUGUCUAUAGAUGCUGAUCGAACUGUCAACUUGUGUAACAGUUUCCAUGAUAUGUGGAGCUUGCCCUUGCAAAUAGGAGUGGCUUUGUAUUUAUUAUAUAUGCAAGUCAAAUUUGCUUUUGCUGCUGGAGUCGCAAUAACUGUGCUGCUAAUACCAGUGAAUAAGUGGAUUUCGACUUUGAUUGCUGCUGCUACAAAGAACAUGAUGAAACAAAAGGAUGAAAGGAUUAGGAGAACAGGUGAACUUUUGUCUCAUAUCCGCACUCUGAAAAUGUAUGGAUGGGAGCUUAUUUUCUCAAAUUGGUUGUUGAAGACGAGAUCCUUAGAAGUUAAGCAUUUAAAGACACGGAAGUACUUGGAUGCAUGGUGUGUGUUCUUUUGGGCGACCACACCAACACUUUUCUCUUUAUUCACAUUUGGUCUUUACACAUUAAUGGGACAUCAACUUGAUGCUGCAACGGUCUUCACUUGUCUUGCUCUGUUUAAUACGUUGAUCUCUCCACUUAACUCAUUCCCUUGGGUCAUUAAUGGACUGAUUGAUGCCUUCAUAUCCACCAAUCGGUUGAGUAGGUUCCUUAGCUGUCCUGAGCACCAGUAUGAACAAUGUGCAGUGGGUUCUUCCUCAUUGGUUUCUGGGGGCACUAAGUCUCAUUUUAGCUCUGACCGUGUGGCAGUUGUGAUGUAUGAUGCAUGUUAUAAUUGGUCAAGCAGCAAUAUGCAACAGCUGAGUCCGGUAAUAGAUCAUGUCUCCUUAGCCAUUCCAAAGGGUUCACUUGUUGCAGUAAUUGGAGAGGUCGGUUCGGGUAAAUCAUCCCUGUUAAAUGCAAUAUUGGGAGAGAUGCGACUCAUUUGUGGAUCAAUUAGUUCAGUUGGUUCUGUGGCAUAUGUACCACAGGUUCCGUGGAUCAUGUCAGGAACAUUGUGUGAGAAUGUACUGUUUGGGAAAAAAUAUGAUUCGAAGAGAUACUCUGAUACUCUACAAGCAUGUGCACUGGAUGUUGAUAUCUCUCUGAUGGCUGGAGGUGACAUGGCUUAUAUUGGAGAAAAAGGAAUUAACUUAUCUGGUGGACAGAGAGCACGUCUUGCCUUGGCUAGGGCUAUAUAUCGUGGCGCUGACAUCUUGAUGCUUGAUGAUGUCCUGAGUGCUGUUGAUUCUCAAGUUGCUCAAUGGAUUUUAAAUCACGCGAUUUUGGGACCUCUUACAGAGCAAAAUACUCGUGUUCUUUGUACACACAACCCUCAGGCAAUAUCUCUAGCUGACAUGGUAGUUGUGAUGGACAAAGGGCACAUAAGGUGGGUUGGAAGUCCAGCUGAUUUGACUAUUUCACAAUAUUCAGCUUUCUUUUCCACAAUGACUGCAAGUACAUCGCAUGAAAGCCAUGAUCAUGAACAUGAGAUUUCUUCCAUGAGAGCCAACGAGGACCUUCAACAGGACAAUAGUUCUCAAUUAAAUGCUGGGGAGGUGCAAGAGAUUAUCGAAGAAGAGGAAAGAAAAGAAGGCAAAGUUGAAUUUGCAGUAUACAGAAAUUAUGCUGCAUUUUCAGGUUGGCUUGUUGCAGUAAUCAUAUUCCUUGCGGCAAUUUCAAUGCAAGCCUCACGUAAUGGAAAUGAUCUAUGGCUCUCCUAUUGGGUUGAUACAACAAAAGGAGGCAUUGAGUUAGCAUCCUCUACAUCCUUUUACCUGGUUGUUCUCUGCAUCUUUUGUAUUGUAAAUUCGAUUCUCACGCUAGUACGAGCUUUCUCAUUUGCAUAUGGUGGGUUGAGAGCUGCCGUAACGGUGCAUGAAAUUCUACUUCAAAGACUAAUUGAUGCACCUGUAAAGUUCUUCAACCAGACACCCAGUGGAAGAAUACUUAAUAGAUUUUCUUCGGACCUCUAUACAAUUGAUGACUCUCUUCCAUUUAUCCUCAAUAUCCUUCUAGCAAAUUUUGUUGGUCUUCUGGGGAUUGUAGUCAUUUUAUCGUAUGUCCAGAUCUUCUUCUUGUUUAUGUUAUUGCCCUUCUGGUACAUUUACAGCAAGCUACAGCUCUUUUACAGAUCGACUUCCAGGGAGUUAAGAAGGCUAGACAGCGUCACUCGUUCUCCUAUCUAUGCAUCUUUCACUGAGACUCUCGAUGGAUCAUCAACUAUACGUGCAUUCAAGUCUCAGAAUUUCUUUUUCACCAGAUUCACCGAGCAAAUAGUGCUAUAUCAGCGGACUUCUCUCUCUGAGUUAACAGCGAGCUUAUGGCUUUCCCUGCGUCUACAGUUGUGGGCAGCAUUUAUAAUCUCAUUCGUUGCAGUCAUGUCUGUUGUUGGAUCUCGUGGCUUCUUGCCCAUCAACUUUGGUACUCCUGGUCUGGUGGGGUUGGCCCUCUCAUAUGCAGCCCCAAUGGUGUCUCUGCUUGGUAGUUUUUUGACAAGCUUCACAGAAACAGAAAAAGAGAUGGUCUCGGUUGAGAGAACUCUUCAAUAUAUGGACGUCCCUCAAGAACAACUUGGUGGACACCCACCACCAAAUUUAGAUUGGCCUUCUCAAGGAUUGAUCGAAUUUCAGCAUGUUACCAUGAGAUACAUGCCUUCCUUGCCAGCUGCAUUGAAUGAUGUCACAUUUUCCAUUCCUGGGGGGAUGCAGGUUGGCAUUGUUGGAAGAACCGGUGCUGGAAAAUCCAGCAUCUUGAAUGCCCUCUUCCGCCUCAAUGGCCUCUGUGGUGGCCGUAUUUUGGUGGAUCACAUUGAUAUAGACCACAUUUAUGCUAGAGAUCUUCGGUCCUGCUUCGCCAUUGUUCCUCAGAGUCCAUUCUUAUUCGAAGGAUCUUUGAGGGAUAAUAUGGAUCCAUACCGGUUCAUUGAUGACCUAAAAAUAUGGAAUGCGCUGGAGAAGUGCCAUAUGAAAGAGGAAGUGGAAGCAGCGGGUGGGCUCAAUCUUCACGUGAAGGAAUCUGGCGUAACAUUUUCUGUCGGGCAAAGGCAACUUCUUUGUCUUGCACGCGCGCUUCUGAAGUCUUCAAAGGUGCUCUGUUUGGAUGAGUGUACAGCAAGCGUAGAUGCCCGAACAGCUUCAAUACUACAGAACACGAUAUCUAGUGAAUGCCGAAGCGUGACUGUGAUCACCAUUGCCCACCGUAUUUCGACAGUGCUAGAUAUGGACAACAUCCUUGUUCUCGACAAUGGGACACUGGUUGAACAAGGAAACCCUCAUGUACUUCUGGAAGACUUGUUCUCGAGAUUCUCAAGUUUUGCGAAAGCUUCUACAAUGUGAAAUCUGAUUCUACUUUAUAACCUCAGCAGCUUGACACCAUCAUGCACCCAGGGCACAACUUCCAGUUUCCAUCUUGAAAGAUCAACCUCGAGUGCAUUAUUGUUCUUGUUCCAUAACUUUGAGCAAGACUUUGAAGACUUCCCGGUGCUCCGAUUAGCUCAAUAAGUUUAACGAAGAUGCUAUGUUGGGCAAGUCCGGGGUUCCCUUAUUUCGUCUACAAAACCUGGUAAUGGAUAUUCUUUUUCCAUUUUAGCAGCUCUGUCGGUAUGGACCCGCUUAGCAAAGGUCUACUUGUCAAUCUGGAAAGGGAGGAGUCAGUCGUUGUACUAUCGAUUACAGGAAAACCUUCCCCGAGCAAAAGCCCUCGCUGUCGUUUCAAGACACAACUACCUGUAAUUGACAAUCAUUAUGUUGAUAGAUUAGCUAAUCUCUUUACAUAUGAUCAAUAUUCCGAAACAAGUUUCUAACUUUUUGAAGUUACUAGAACCAAUUUAAAGUAAUUGAGCUAGAUUAGUUCUUUUUUGGGUCCCUGAUUAUGUGCUGGGAUCAGCAAUGGUGCGACACGUGUUGUAGUCAGCAACGAUGGAUCCUUCGUGAGCUUUCUGCCAUCAAACCUGCUGAUUCAAUCCAAGGCAUGCUAUGGACCAGAGAAUGGUACAGAAUCAAAGCGAAGGAUUGUCUUGGUGCUGCGGCUACUUUGUUAGUAAAGCAUCUGAUAUAUUGAACAAAAUCGCAUAUAUUUCGAAGGUGAAGAGUCGAUGCAUGCAUAGAGGCAUAGAGUUGUUGAGUUUAUCUAGUGUUGUGUUUGUUGGACCCCCAAAGAGACUAUGGCAAUCGAAUUUGCAGAU
This is a messenger RNA of Rhodamnia argentea, 5361 nucleotides long. Its product is annotated as ABC transporter C family member 13. Gene Ontology annotation, biological process: transmembrane transport. Gene Ontology annotation, molecular function: ATP hydrolysis activity; ATP binding; ABC-type transporter activity. NCBI's taxonomy places the organism in Eukaryota, Viridiplantae, Streptophyta, Magnoliopsida, Myrtales, Myrtaceae. The transcript is spliced from 36 exons. The coding region runs from base 122 to 4513 and encodes 1463 amino acids. The record is from RefSeq and is a predicted model, not a curated record. Gene Ontology annotation, cellular component: membrane.